This is a messenger RNA of Phoenix dactylifera (date palm), 813 nucleotides long. The record is from RefSeq and is a predicted model, not a curated record. Lineage: Eukaryota; Viridiplantae; Streptophyta; Magnoliopsida; Arecales; Arecaceae.
AUGUUGGCUUGCCCGGCUCCUAUCUCUCAGCGCCCUGAUCGACGUCCUGUCGAGCAGCGGCGCUCGGAUCCCAAGCCGGGGAGCAGUCAGGGUGCUCCGAGGUCGCCCCCGGCCCCGCCGAGCCCAGCAAGGCUCAGUCUCCCUGGUCCCUCAGAAGUCGAUUCCCGAUCGGAGAGGAGGCCGUACCUCCCUUUGUGGGAUGUUUUUGAGGGUGACUCGGCCCUCGAGAAUCCUGCUGUAGCACGGCAGCAUCUUCAUGAGGUCGAGACCCUGAUGCACAUAGCGUCUGACUAUCGGGAGCGGGCCCGAAGGUGUCAGAGGGGACAAGAAGAGGCCGAGAGGUCGGAGGUGCGCGCUGCCAAGGCGCGUCUAGCCGAGGACCAUUCGGCGCUCGCUGUCCGCGAGCAGGAGGUGAAGGGCGCCCAACUCAAGGUCAAGGAGCUCGAGACCCGCGAGGAGAGGGCCCAGGAGGAGGCUCAGCACGCAGUGAGACUCUUCAGGAAAUCGGAAGAGUUUCGCAACCUGUUGGAGGAAGAGGCCGUGGAUGGACUCAUCCGCCGCUUUGAGGACUUCCGCAACCAACUGAGGAGGCUCUGCCCCGAGUUCGACCUCAAUCUGCUCCAACCCGGAGCAGGGGUCGAGGAGGGGGAUGGGUCUGAAGACCCGGCUGGGGCCGAAGUUCAGGCGACCGAGGAGGCUGAGGUUCCCAUUGAGGGGGACCCCGAGGGAGCUUCUGAUGCUGCCCUCCAGGCUGCUGGUGAGACCCAGGCCGAGACCUACGUCGCGGAUGGACCUGAGAGAGAGCUCCGAUAG